AUGAUGGUGGCACGAGUGAAAGCCGACUCACGGGUGGUGCGAAGUGAACCGCCCACGUACGUUUCUAUCAAUGAGGAAAGCGAGCAUUCCGAAGUGGAAGAACAGGAGGAAGAAGUUGAAGAACCUGGAGGAAAAGUUGGAAAGUUUGUGCCCAGCAGAAGGAGCCACGAUGAGGCGCCUACGCACAAACCUCGCUAUCCUCGAGAGGACACAUUUACACGAACAGUCUCCGCUCAGUCACUCCCUGUGAAUGAUCGCCUGGAGGAGCUCUCACAAAUGAGCAUCUAUGAUAGGACCCUUCACAUGCUUGCAGUAGACCCUAUCUAUCAAAAAGAGCGUGAUGCACUUGCGGAGAAAACAGGAAGUCGAGGGCGAAGAGAUGGUCUAUUUGGAAUUGCUGAAGGUCAAAAAGGGCAUGAAGGCGGCGAAAAAGUCGCGGUGAAGAUUAUGGAUCGAACGAAAAUGGACACGAAGGCGCAACGAUUACUUGAACGAGAAAUCAAAGCAAUGGAACGGAUGCAUCAUCCAAAUAUUAUUCGACUGUUCGAGGUGAUGUCCGGAUCUUGGCGACGUUGUAUACGGCUGACAAAUUUUGGAGGUUUACAGUGUGUGGAAACAUUAACGAGGACGCAUUUGGUGCUGGAAUACGCUGGUGGUGGUGAACUCUAUGCAUACGUUCACGAACGAGGGAAGCUGACCGAGAAUGAGGCCAAGCCGUUGUUUGCUCAGAUUGUCGCAGCCGUCUCACAUAUGCACAAGAACAAUCUUGUUCAUCGGGACAUCAAAGCCGAAAACAUCAUGUUCUCAGCUCCUGGAGUGGUGAAACUGGUCGACUUCGGCUUUUCCUGCAUGUUGCCGUCAGCUGCUGAACAACUGAAGACCUUCUGCGGCAGUCCUCCUUACGCAGCGCCUGAGCUUUUUCGCGAUGAAAGCUACAACGGUCCAAAGGUCGACAUUUGGGCAUUGGGUGUCUUACUUCACUUUAUGUUGAUUGGAGUCACACCAUUCCGUGGCGAAACCGUACCCGAGCUGAAGACGGCAAUUCUUCAAGGCACUUUCAACCUACCAAUGUAUCUCGAGCACUCUUCUCGAAUGCUCAUUGAGAGUAUGCUUUCGAAAGAUCCGUUCAAAAGGCCGAAAAUUGAGGACAUCAGGAAAUCUAUCUGGUUACGAGGAUCUCGAUUCCCCUCUACUUAUCUCAAUUUACGCACUUACCAGGAAGAAGACGAGGAGAAGAAAUCUGAAAUUUCGAAAAAGGUGUGGACCAUCAUGAACAGCUACGGCAUCACAGAACAGAUGCUUGAAGACUCAAACGAGCGUGGUCCGAGGAAUGCUCUAAUCGGAACAUACCGUAUCGUACAGUAUCAAGUGCAAACAGCUGUCAAAGAGCCGCCAUCAGAGUCUUCGCUAGCUCAGCCUACAACAGAAGCUCAACGAAGAUUAGCAAAUCGACAGCUGAAGAACAAAAGCAAAACAUGUGUUAUUGUCUGA
Molecule: messenger RNA, 1491 nt
Organism: Ostertagia ostertagi
Lineage: Eukaryota; Metazoa; Nematoda; Chromadorea; Rhabditida; Trichostrongylidae
Source: the annotation of a GenBank genome assembly